AUGGCUUUCGUGCAAAAAGGUCUCAAGAACAUUCUCCAGAAGAAUCCACAUGAUGUCGUCUUCCUCUCUGCCCUCCGAACUCCGGUAACAAGAGCCAAGAAGGGCGGUCUGCGUGAUGCAUAUGACCACGAACUCUUGGGAGCGGUCCUCAAAGCCACCAUCAACAAAUUCCCAAACCUUGACCCAGCGAAGAUAGAUGACGUUUGCGUGGGCACCGUGCUCGCCGAACUUGGUGGCUCCAAAGCCGGCCGCAUGGCCGCAAACCAUGUUGGCAUUCCUACGACAACUUCCUUCAGCACCGUAAACCGCGCCUGCGCAUCAGGUCUAUCUGCUAUAACGUCAAUCGCAAACUCCAUCGCUGUUGGCCAAAUCGACAUUGGCAUUGGAGGAGGUAUGGAGAGCAUGACGCGCAACUAUGGCAGCAGAGCUAUACCCACAGAACUCUGGCCAGAGAUGAAGGACAGCCCGGUAAAGGAUGCACGAGACUGCAUUAUGAGCAUGGGCAUUACAUCUGAGAAUGUGGCGAGUCGGUAUGGCGUCACUCGCGCUGACCAAGAUGCCUUCGCUGCGGAAUCGCAAAACAGGGCUGCGAAGGCGCAAGCGAACGGAUUGUUUGACGAUGAGAUCGUUCCAGUCACUACAAGGUGGAUUGAGCCCGAGGUGCCGGAAAACCAAAAGCAGGUGACUGUGACCAAGGAUGAUGGAAUUCGGCCAGGAACCACGGUGGAGAAAUUGGCGACUAUGAAGCCGGCAUUUGACAAGAACGGUACAAGCACAGCAGGCAACAGCAGUCAAGUUUCGGAUGGAGCAAGUGCAGCACUCAUGAUGCGCCGAUCGACAGCCACGGCUCUAGGUCUGGAAAAGCAAAUCAUUGGAAAGUGGGCUGGGACACAGGUUGUGGGUUGCACACCGGAUGAAAUGGGAGUUGGACCAGCUCUUGCUAUCCCCAAGCUCCUCGACUACACGGGCCUGCAGACAUCAGAUGUCAAUGUGUGGGAGAUCAACGAAGCUUUUGCGAGCCAAGCGCUGUACUGCAUAAGGAAGCUGGGACUUGAGAACAAGAUGGAUAAGAUCAAUCCUAAUGGAGGUGCCAUUGCACUAGGUCACCCACUGGGUGCGACAAGUGGCAGGAUGCUUGCCACGCUCCUACACGAGAUGGGCAGAAGUGGGGAGCAGGUGGGUGUGCUGAGCAAAUGUAUAGGCACGGGAAUGGGCAUGGCCAGCUUGAUUGUACGGGAGUAG
This is a messenger RNA of Bipolaris zeicola 26-R-13, 1242 nucleotides long. RefSeq lists its product as uncharacterized. Gene Ontology annotation, cellular component: peroxisome. NCBI's taxonomy places the organism in Eukaryota, Fungi, Ascomycota, Dothideomycetes, Pleosporales, Pleosporaceae. Gene Ontology annotation, biological process: phenylacetate catabolic process; fatty acid beta-oxidation. The transcript has 2 exons. Gene Ontology annotation, molecular function: acetyl-CoA C-acyltransferase activity. The record is from RefSeq and is a predicted model, not a curated record. Bases 1 to 1242 code for a protein of 413 amino acids.